This is a messenger RNA of Chrysemys picta bellii (western painted turtle), 6706 nucleotides long. The record is from RefSeq and is a predicted model, not a curated record. Lineage: Eukaryota; Metazoa; Chordata; Testudines; Emydidae.
AAUGGAUGUUUUUCUUUUCAGUUUUCAUUCUUCUGGGGACAUCGCCUGCAUGGGGAUCUGCACCAGUAGUUGCCCAACCGUCAUGGCAUUUUGUUUCCUGGAGGAGCUCCAGUGGAAAUUUUCUGCUUCAUAUGAUUCUACGAGCAUAAGCUUGGCUACCAGAUCCUAUGCUUUUCUUGAAUUUGAUAAUAUUAUUCAGAAAGUGAAAUACCAUUUCAACUACACAAGCUGCUCUCAAAUGAAGAACAGCCUGGAGAAAAUUCAGGAAGAGCUGAAGUCCCAUCCUCCUGUGCUUCUGAAACUAGAGGAUACAGAGCUGAUGAACGGGAUGAUUAACGGGCACACAGAAGUGCAGAUGGGGUCUGCCCCUACCUACAGAAUGCAACCUGUGACUCCUUUGGGGAUUCUGUCCCUUGUUCUCAACAUCAUGUGUGGGGCUUUGAACCUCAUUCGAGGAGUUCAUCUAGCAGAGUAUUCUUUUCAGGAAGACCACGAGGGAACUGGAAAUGUAAUAGCAUUUCUCCUUUCUUUUCUAGCCUGCAUUUUUCAGAUCAAAUGUAGCUGGGCCAUGUUUGUUGCAAACAGAGGAGUAAUUACAUUUACUGGAAAUGCUCUCGGAUCAGGUAUUCAUUUACCAGCUGCUAAAAUAAAACCAAGUGCCACUAGAGAGUUGGAUUCGUAAAGUGGAGAAGGCAAAUGAAACACGCAACCAGGGCUCAGUUGCUUCCUUUGGCCUGUAAUUCUUCCUCCACGUCUGCUCAUCUGAGUUUUGAAAGUUAGAAAGCAUCCAGGCCAGCGGUCCGGGAGGAGAGAGUGUUCCACGCUAUGCGGUAGCAGCUUUUAGCUGGGAUCUCAAUGCCCUGGACAAACAUUACCCAAUGAAGCUUAAUAAAUCACAACCAUCCUAUGACGUUAGGUAUGGAAUUAUAUGACUUCCACCAUCUGUAGGGAGCAGCUGGUCCUGGCUUUGACUUCACUGCAGAAACUGUGUGUUUUUUAUAUCAGGGUAGCAAUCUCAGUGGAAAAUCAUAGUGCAGACAAGGCACAGGUGGCUUCUACCUUGACCUGGGGAAGCCAACCUUGUACCGCACCGGGGGUUUGGAUCGUCUAGCACCAUCCGGGUAAAAAUGACAGUGUCUCGUUCCAACUAGGAUUUCACACAGAGGGACCUAUUGCUAUGUAAAAACUCGUCUCUCUUGAAGUGGAGACAGCCUACCGCAAAGCUAGGCCUAACCACAGGUCAGAUGAGCAAGUAAAGAAAAUGUUGUCUACUAGGGGCUUUCAGACUUUCUCCUUUCAUCUUAACGGAGAGAUUGUUGCAUGGUUGCUGCCCAUUCACCAUCAAGCAGCCCAGCUCCCUUCCCAUGGAGAGUCUCCCGACACUCCCCGUAAUUACAGCCUUUGCUAGCCUGGAAAUUGUGUCAAAGGCAGCUAAAAAUCCAUUAAGCAACAUAAGAGCUGGAAAUGAGGAGGAGGAGCUAGUCCCAUGUGACUAGCUGGCUCCCCAGAGGCAGGCAUUGGCCUGCAGACCACAGCUUGCGCAUUGCCACUCUGCAGGGGGAAUGUAAUGACCUGCACUGGGACUAGUCCAGGACACCAGCAUUAACAACUCCUAAGAAAAAGGCCAUGGGAUCUAAACAACCACAAGUAUUCUCCAGUAUUUCCUGCCGAACAGGACAUCACGCUGUCAGUCCUACGGUACGGCAGCUACCGCUCCCUCUGUACCAAUGCAGCAGCCGUGAGAUGUUCCUGGCCCCUGUUGCCAGAGUAUCUGAGCAUCUCACAGGUUUUAAUGUAUUUCUCCGGUGAGGGAGGGAAGUAUUAUCCCAUUCCCCACCCAUUUUACAGACAAGGAACCGAGAAACAAAGGGCCAGGUUGACAAAGCAGGUUGGAGAUGCAGAGAGGUGCCAGGUGGAAUUUUCAAAAGCUCCUCAUCUGCUCAGGCACCUACAUCCUAGGUCAUCUUGGAAGUCUGUGGCAGAGGAGGGAAUAGCACCCACACCUUGGUGUUCCAGCUAGCUCCCUAACCAUUGGGACAUCCUUCCUCUGUGAGGCUACUACCCUAUUGUAGUUUGUAAAAUGCUUUGGGAUGCUUGGAUUUGAUGGUGGUGGGACCCAUAAAAGUAGGCAGAAAGGAAGCAUCCUAAAAGUCUGGUUUUCUCUGUCAAGGGUGACUCUGUCCUUUGCAUUUUUAAUUUAAAACAUGGUUGAUAAUCUUGCUACCAUCCAGUAUGUAACUGGCCCUUUGCCAGCGUGGUUGCACGGCAGCUAUGUCAAGCAAUUUAGUCAGUGCCUUUUAAUUUUGGGAUUUCUUAUGGGAUUAAUGAAAUUCACGCAGAAGGUGAUAAUGCAGCAAAGCAUAGCUAUUGGCAUGAGCUCCCACCACAGAGACACAGUCACUUGAACCAGAUAGAUAGGGGCUUAAAUGGCAGAGAUAAAACUUAGCAUAAGUGUCGUUUUUCUUCUAAUGUGAGAAUUCUCAAAAUACAAAAAGCAGCAGCCCCAAAGGAAGUGGUUGGUAAUAAGCAUGAUAUGGUAAAUGGAUGAAUAUUAAUGUGACUCUGAUAGGGUUGUUCAGCUAUCUCUAGGAACUGCGCGUAAACAUCAACCUGUGCACCAACCCCCCCCCCCCACACACACACUAUGCAGAGCCCUAAUUCACCCCUUUCCUAGGGUUUGGCUUUUUUGAAAUCAGCAAUAACAAAAUUCAGGCUUGGCUGAUCGUAGGGUUCCUCACCCAGGACUGCUCAGCCCACACCUUAGAUCCUCUCUCCUCAGGCAGCUACUCGCACUUAUCUCAGUAGGGAAAUGAAUUGCUGAUCUCAGAGUCUGCAGAACCCACCAACAGUUAUCAAUUGCUAACAGGGAGAGGUUGUUUCAGGCAAACAGCUCCAGUCAGUUAGUGCCCUUUAAGGUUGGUAAUCCUUUAAAACCUACAUCCUGGGCCUUUUUGGUUUUGGUGUCAUUUUGAAUUUCGCUGGAGGACAAUGAUGAUUGACAAUGAUAUGCCGUCACAUGGGGCUACUCCUAUGAAUCAUAGAAAUGAGAGCUGUAAGAGACCUAUUUGGUCAUCUGAUCUAUCUUCCUAGCAAUGCAAGAGUCUUUCCUGAUGUACAUUUGGUAGUGUUUUACACGGUGAAGCUUUCAAUGUUUUAAGGGAUGGGGCUUCCAUGUCUUCCUUUACUCAUCAGCCAGCUAGACUAAUGGGUCCCUGCCCCAAUCACUGUGCAAACAAAAGGAGAUUCCAAGCUACAUUGUUUAGAGUAUGGCAAGGGAUGAUGAACAGCAGAACAAAGAGAGGGUGGGAGGAUGAGGGUGACAGCAGUGGGAGAUAUGGACUUUCUCAUUAUCAAUAUGAAAGACCAAUUCUUUUUUGAAUCCUACUAAGCUCUUUGCCAUGAUAGUAUCUAGUGGCAAUGAGUUCCACAAGAUAACCUGGUUUAAAAUAAACAAAUACAAGUAUUUUCUUCAAUUGCUUUAAAAUGUUUUGCCCUUUGUCCCCAAUUCCCCUUCUCUAGCCCAUUUACUAGGUUACAAACCUCUAUUGCGUCCCCUCUUCUUCAUUUCCUCCCCAAAACUAAACUGGUCUUUCAAAUCUGUCUCCAUUUGGGGGUCUCUAAUUGUUCUUAAUGCCCAUCCGUGGACCCCUUCUGCUUUGGCUGGACGUUUUUCUGAGAUGGGGUGACCAGAUCUGUGCACAACUGAGUUAUUAAAUUCUGUGUAGCAUUUAUGAUCAAACUCUGAGUAAUUACAUUUUAUGUAGCCUUUGUGUAUCAUUUGCAGUCAGAUCAUUUAGCUUUCUUUGGCACAUUGAGCCUGUGAGGAAUCACCAUCUAUUUUCUUUUGCUUUUCCAUCAUGCAGAGAGUGUGUAUGGGAGAGAAGGAGGGUGAAUAAGAGGGGAGCCCUCAAAGAACAUAAAACCACCGUGCAAACAAAAGAUCCAUGAUCCUUAGCUGGAGGCAAUGCACCCUUAAAGUCAGUGGAGUUACACUGAUUUACAUCAGCUGGGGAUCUGGUCACAGGCCGUCAGUAAAGCCGUGAUGUCAAUUUGGUUUAAUUGUCCACAGUGGAACAGGUGGCAGAGUAGCUGGACAAGCCAUGGCCGCACUGGGCUAGGCUCUGACUCUCCCUUGGGCAGUUCAGCACAUGUUCAACCAUGAGUGUAACUGCCAGAAAAACCAGCCCUGCCACUGCUGAGCUGACCCAAUGGGGACGUCACACUCCUGGAAAAGGACAGAGGGAUGGUGUGACGUCCCUGCUCACUGUUUGUCCCACCGUGCGCUCUCUGUACCGUCGGGUUUCUGAGGAGCAGAGGCCACGUUCUUUCCCCCUGGGCAUCUAGCCAAUGAGAAGGGUGUCACCCCACCAAGCCAGGUAAGCAGGAGCCCACCUGCAAUGCCUUUAAUGGGGCCCCUUGUACAAGGCCCAAGAAGCAUUCCUCUCUCCCCGCAGCCUCAGUCGAACGGCUCUGCCCUGCGAGCAGACAGGAGGAUUCAGAGCAGAGGGUGGGGGCCAUUGGAGGAGGUGUCCACUGCCAGACAGGAUGGGUGGUCCAGUGCUGACCUGAGUUCAAGUUCCUGCUCUACCACAGACUCCAUAUGUGACCUUGGGCAAGUCACUUGGCCUCCCUGUGCCUCAGGUCCCCAUCUGUAAAAUGUGGUACUGGGCUGUUGAGGGAUGAAUGCACUGAAGUCUGUGAGGUGCUCAGAUAUUAGGGUAAUAAGGGCCACCUAGUCUAUAGGACAGUGGAAUGUGUGUGUGUUUUUCCCCAGAGGGUUCAGGUUGCUGUCUCUGAACCCCUGUUUGCCACAAAGCAGCUUGUAUCCUGGACCAGUUGGGACUGGAGCACGACUGGCACACGUCCUGCUAUCACUUCAAUCUGCCUCGUCCUGAGUGGGGCCGCAUUGACCACGGGGCUCCCCUGCCUCUGUAACUUUGGCACUAUUGUCUGAUCUGGCCAAAAACAUGCUUCCCAGCAGUGGGAAACCAUCCCUCUCUCAAAGCCGAAAGUCGGUAUUCUCAGCAGUAAACCAACUACCAUGACACAGGUGUAAUGGUGGUGCAAGGCAAUGGAGAAUCAGAUGGCUCCUUUGUCUUGCACCUCCUACAUCCACGCUUCGCCAGGCUGGAGGGUAGAGUCUCCUCCUACAGAUUGCUUUGGGGAUGGGCUCCCAGAGGUCAUGGGACUUCUAAUCGGGUGGCCUCUUGCUGCAGCAGACCUCCCUAAGCCGUGGUGUCCCCUCUGAAAUGGGGAGCUCUUUCGAUUCUGCUGCCUCUACAGUUGCCUUUUAUUAGCAUACAUCUGUGGGUCACAGUACAGGGCCAGAUCCUCAGCUGGUGUCAAUUGGUGUUGCUCCAUUAAAGUCAGUGAACCACUGUGACUUAUACCACGUGGCCCAAGGUUCCUCGCACAUGGACUGGCUUCUUGCUGGGACAUGGUUAUUUGUUGUUCUCUGAGGACCCCUUUUUACUCGGUGUCUUAAUGGCAAAGUGAUUCUACGUUUCUCAGUAAUGUCAAUUAUGCUGAACAAGAUUUGCCUGGCAGCGUCAACUUGGGAACAUGCUGUGACAGACCAGAGGGCCCCCUGCUAAGAAUGCACUGUCUACUCAACAGCUUCCCAACCUUUAAGUGUGAUAGUGAACGAUGGUGAAAACACUACCGCUGUGCAUGAGGAGAGAGGACUAGCCUGAAUCUGUUAUGCUUAGCCAGGGGCCCGAUCUCGUUACUCCAACCCAUGCCAGGGAUGUGCGUAUGGAUGCCAUCUAUCCAUGGAUCAGGUACCCAAGGGCAGCAGAUGGAGAAGGAUGGGCUUGUGUUUAAGACACUGGCUUGGGACACAGCAGAUGAAGGAUGGUUGAGGGUGUUAGCUUAAGACUCAGGAAACCUGGGUUCAAUCCCAGCUCUGCCUCAGCUUUCUCAGUAAAAUGGGGAUGGUGAUUAUAAUACUUGAUCCAGGGCUGUUGUGAGGCACCCAGAUGCUACAUUGGUGGGGGCCUGAAAGCAGAUGGAAAAUAAUUUUGUGAUCUUCUUCUACAUGGCUCUGCCAAUGUGCCCUGAGCUGGAGGGACCACCUCUGGUAGGUAAGAGGACAGGUUUAGUUUCCACGCCACAUUGUCUUUGGUGCCUCUGCUCAGCCCAACAAGGGGGCCAUGUAGAAUUGGUAUGUCGUAGACACCUCUCCAGGGUGCCAUGGAGACCUUGCUUCUCCAUACUCCAGAGUGCAGCAUUACCUCGGGUUGCUUCACUCAUGUUCAUCCCCAAGCCCAGCUGGACUCUCAUGAAUAACCUGCCUCCAUCCCAUUUUUGAGCCAUGUGACUUCCUGGAACACUUUUACUAAAACAAACCCACUUGUUCCCUAAACAACCCGAACAGCUUUAAAUCCACUUGUAAAAGCCACUUGUUUAGCAGGGCAUUCUGUUUCCUUUUCUAAUCCAUUUUCAUUGCAGACUUGACUAGGAACAGCAGCGCAGUUGGUAUCAGCUUUGUACAACCCCCUGUAGGAAAAGUGCUGUAUAACAUUAAACUAAAUGAGAGAGAAAAGGUGGGUGAGGGAAUAUCUUUUAUUGGACCAACUUCUGUUGGUGAGAGAGACAAGCUUUCGAGCCACACAGACCUCUUCCUCAGGUCUGAGACAGUACCGGAUUUACCAUGGCGCCGGGCCCACAAUCCAAAGGGGCCCCGCCCCGGCCCGUUCUUCUCCAC